Wasmannia auropunctata (little fire ant) is the source of this 2857-nucleotide messenger RNA. RefSeq names its product ribosome-releasing factor 2, mitochondrial (gene mRRF2). NCBI's taxonomy places the organism in Eukaryota, Metazoa, Arthropoda, Insecta, Hymenoptera, Formicidae. The coding region runs from base 215 to 2449 and encodes 744 amino acids. The transcript is spliced from 5 exons. The record is from RefSeq and is a predicted model, not a curated record. Gene Ontology annotation, cellular component: mitochondrion. Gene Ontology annotation, biological process: ribosome disassembly; mitochondrial translation. Gene Ontology annotation, molecular function: GTPase activity; translation elongation factor activity; GTP binding.
GUCAAAUCCAUUGUUUAUUCCAUGUUCAACUUGCAUGAUGUAUAUCUUGUUUUCAACAUGAUAUAAGCAUUUUUAGGUUAAAUAUUGUUAAAGGGCAAAUAUAAACAUAAAGUAGUUUGAAUGAAAGAAGAAUGAAAUGAAGGAUACCAUGUCCAAAUAAGAAUAGCAAUAGCAAGAAUUUGAAGAACACUCAGAUUUCGCAGACAUUAAAAAAAUGUUGAAGCACAAUUUCUUAAAGACAUCGUGGUGUAAAUUGCGCAUGCGAUAUAUACAUAAAAAUGCCUCUUUCCCAGAGGUACCUAAAGGUAAAGAGUGUGCAAUCGCAAAGAUACGCAACAUUGGCAUACUGGCACAUAUUGAUGCUGGAAAAACGACCACAACCGAGAGGAUGUUGUACUAUUCGGGUCUCAUAAAAAAUAUGGGAGAGGUUCACCACGGCAACACGGUGACCGAUUAUAUGGAGCAGGAACGUCAACGUGGGAUAACGAUCACCUCCGCCGCGGUUACGUUCAAUUGGAAAGAUUAUCGCUUCAAUUUAAUAGACACCCCUGGUCAUAUCGACUUCACUAUGGAGGUCGAGCAAACCUUGCAGAUAUUGGACGGUGCAAUUGUAGUUCUGGACGGUUCCGCUGGCGUGGAGGCCCAGACAUUAACGGUUUCCAAACAGGCGGACAGAUUUAAUAUACCUCGGAUGAUCUACGUUAACAAAAUGGACAGAGCGGACGCUGAUUUCGGGAUGAGUUUACGGUCCGUCGAGUCCAAAUUGAACGUUGAAACACUACCUAUUCAGAUUCCCGUGGAGAGGGCGGGUGUCCUGGAAGGUAUCGUAGAUGUGAUAACUAUGGAAAAGUUAACGUUCGAUAAGAAGCGGCAAGGUAUGAAUUUAAUAAGGACAAAAAUAACUGAAAGUGACGACGGGAGACUGUGGGACGUUGCCAGUGAGCGACGACGGCUGUUGACUGAUAAACUGUCGGGCUUGGACGACAAACUGGCGGAUGUUAUCAUAGAGCAGGAGUCCCUGGAUAAUGUGCAGCCACAGAUGCUGGUCGAUUCCUUACGCAGAGUCACCAUAGGUAGGAAGGGUGUGCCUGUGAUGUUGGGAAGUUCCUACAAGAACAUCGGAGUACAGCCUCUAAUGGACAGCGUCGUUCUCUACCUGCCAUCGCCGACGAAUGUAGAUCAAGAAUCGAAUCCGUAUCGAUGCUUCGAGAACAGCCUGGCAGCCAGGGUCUUCAAGAUCGUUCACGACAAGCAGAGGGGACCGAUUACCUUUUUCAGGAUCUACUCUGGCAGCAUGAGGAAGAACCAGAAACUGUACAACGUGACACGCGAACAAAAUGAGCACUGCACACGCCUGUACAUCGCCUGCGCCGACGAUUACGAGGAGGUGACCGAGGUGAGUUACGGCAAUAUCGCGGCUGUAGGCGGACUGAAGGGUACUGUCGCGGGUGAUCUAGUGACGACGAACGCAUCUAUCGCCAACCGUGCUAAACAGAUGAUGCUGAAGGCGAACCCGAACCGGCUGGACUACGCGAACAAUUUCUUUGCAUCCGGAGUGAACUUGCUCGACCCCGUUUUCUUCUGUUCCAUAGAACCGCCCUCCCUCUCGGCGCAGUCCGCCCUGGAGAAUGCUCUUCAAGAACUGCAGCGGGAGGAUCCCAGCUUGCACGUGAAGAACGAUCCAGAGACGGAUCAGAUCGUUCUCGGAGGGAUGGGAGAGCUGCACAUAGAUAUCGUUGGGCAAAGAAUUAGGACGGAGUAUAAGAUCGACGUGGAUUUGGGUCCCUUGCAAAUCGCGUAUAAGGAAACGAUUCAAGACGCCGUUAGAGAUACACGAUCUGUUGAACACAAGGUGGGCCAGACGAUGCACAAAGUCACCGUCACCAUGUCCUUAAUACCUAAUUAUAAGGGAACGGAGAGGCUGCUUCUAGACAGGUCUCCGGAAAAUGCUUCCAAUAUCGACAGUAUUCAUCCGCGGGUGAUGAGCGCGAUUAAAAACGGCGUGAACGCUGCCCUGUUACACGGUGUGAAAUUAAAUUGCCCGGUAAUUAAUGUUGGCGUCAAGCUGCACUGGCUGGAGGUAGCACGCGGUACCUCAGAUACCAUUAUUUCCGCCACUGCCUCGCAAUGCAUUCGGAAGUUACUCCAAGAUGGAAAUAGCAUGUUACUGGAGCCCAUGAUGCAAUUGGAAAUCGUUACACCGCAGGAAUAUUCAUCGAGCAUCAAUUCUGAUCUCACUCGUAGACGAGCAGCGAUACAACAAAUUGAUAUGCGUGGCAACAAUAAAGUGAUCAGAACUCUCGCGCCACUAUCGGAAUUAUUGGGAUAUUCAACGACAUUGAGAAUAAUUACAUCAGGCAACGCGACGCUCUCAUUGGAAUUUAGUCACUAUCAGCUAAUGACUCCUAUCGAUGAGGAAGAAGCUAUCGAAAAAAUUAAAGGAUUCUAAAAUGAAUAGUACUUGAUAGUAGAAAAGUACAAUGAAGAAAGUAUAAUGAACAGAGAUAACAUUAUCGAAAAUACAAUUAUACUUUGUUUUAUUGACUCAAAUCUAAUCAAAAUAUAUUGCAACAUUAUCAUUGGUGCGUUACAAUCUCCAUAUACAAUUCUCAAUAGCGACCACCAAAUAUGAUACGGAAAGCUCUUGGUAAUCAGCCAGAGCGAAAAAAUGCCGCUAGCAGGCCAUCAGAACGUCAUCAUUACGGGCUUCCAUGCAUCAUAACUAGCAGUCGCGCAUAAAUAUAUUAAUAUUGCUUAAGAUCAUGCAAAAAUGUCACGUCGUAAAAUAUAUGUAUAUAUUAUAUUGUAUGUGGAGGGAUUAAAUGUUAUAAUGUCGCGUGAGACUGGAAAAACGACA